Molecule: messenger RNA, 1194 nt
Organism: Bufo bufo (common toad)
Lineage: Eukaryota; Metazoa; Chordata; Amphibia; Anura; Bufonidae
Gene: RNF32
Product: ring finger protein 32
Exons: 9
Coding region: 47-1186 (379 amino acids)
Molecular function (GO): protein binding
Source: RefSeq, a predicted model, not a curated record
UUCAGGUGUGGAUACCUAAUACGUCUUCUUCUCCUUUGGACACAGAAUGGCUCAUCAUUUAAGUUCAAGGCCGAGCAGAGCAUCUGUUUCAGUUUCCAAUGUAACAAAAGCUUCAAAGAAUCAAGAUAGUGGACAGCCUAUCAUUCUGACUGCCGUAGCUUUACAAGAUCACAUUUUAAAAACUCUCCAACUUCAGCAUCUCUCAUUGGCUGAUCCUUGUAAAGGAAUCAAGAGUGCGAAGACGUCCGGGUUCCGAGGCGUGGACAGAAAAAUGGUCAGACCUGUUGUUGAUACUGGGAUUAAUAGGAAACAAAAAGAAAAAGUCACCGUCAGUCCUACAGAGGAGGAAUACGUUCUUGACCCACUUGGUCCAAAACUCACAUUGGCACAGAGACUUGGGAUUGUCGAGGCUCCUGCGACGGCCCUAACCAGCGAUGAGUGGUCCAAAGUGAAACAGCGGUCCGUUCAGCAAGGCGACUCUGUGCAGCCGUGUGUCAUCUGUAAGGAAGAGUUUAAACUUCACCCACAGGUUCUGCUUUCAUGUUCUCACGUAUUUCACAGGGUGUGUUUAGAAGCAUAUGAGAAAUUCACUGGAAGAAAAGCCUGCCCAAUGUGCAGAAGGAAUCAGUAUCAGACCAGAGUGAUACACGACGCGGCUCAGCUGUUCAGAGCAAGAUGUGCCACCAGGAUACAAGCUUGUUGGAGGGGAUACAGAGUGCGGAAAUGGUACAAACAUUUACGACAAACAACACCUCCCAAAGACCCCAAGUUACGGAAGAAGUUCUUUGAGGAGAAGUUCUCAGAAAUCUCAGACCGACUGGUAAUAUGCUGCAACCCAGACAUUGAUGGCCUGUUCAGUGAGAUUGAUCAGUCCGUUGCCAUAAGUCACAAUGUUUUCCAUCAGUUGGAACAAAAGUGUAACCCAGAAAUUGGCGAAGCAGAUUGGGAAAAAAUACAACUUCAGGCUGUUCGACUGGAGAUAUUGGACUGCCCCAUAUGUAUUAUGCCACUGUGCGCCAAUGAUGAAGAACACAGAAGCCCGUCUAUCCGCCCUACUGUCCUUCUGUCUUGCUCCCAUGUGUUCCACCAUGCUUGUCUUCAGGCAUUUGAAGAAUUUUCCUUGGGAGAAUGUCUUGUUUGCCCUUUGUGCCGCUCUCCGUACCAAAAGAAAUGUUUCUCCUGCUAAUCCUUCAC